Neltuma alba is the source of this 987-nucleotide messenger RNA. RefSeq lists its product as uncharacterized. Bases 1 to 987 code for a protein of 328 amino acids. The record is from RefSeq and is a predicted model, not a curated record. The transcript has a single exon. Gene Ontology annotation, molecular function: zinc ion binding; nucleic acid binding. Lineage: Eukaryota; Viridiplantae; Streptophyta; Magnoliopsida; Fabales; Fabaceae.
AUGAUUGUAUCAGAUCGACACAAUGCUAUCAUCGGAGGAGUGGCAUCAAUCUUUGGGGGUCAAAGGCAUGCCUUUUGUUAUAGACACAUCAAGGAGAAUUUUAGUUCAGAAGUUAUGAAAAUGAAUAAGGGGCAAACAAGGACAAAUGGCCGAUCAAAGGAGGAUGCACUAUAUUUAUUGGAUAAAAUUGCAUACGCAAGGACGGAUGAGAAAUUUGAGGCAGCAAUGGAUGACAUGAGAUCCUUUUCUCCAAGGCUAUUUGAUUGGCUUAUUCAUUAUGGGGAUGUAGAUAGGUGGGCUAAAAGUAGGUUCCCAUAUAAAAGAUGGGACAAUAUUACAAGUAAUAUAGCAGAAUCAUUCAAUGCAUGGAUGGUGAAUGAGAGAAAGCAUACUGUACCCCAAUUGAUCUAUGAGCACCGAGAUAAAGUUGCAAGAAAGCUGCAUGCCUCCUAUGUGGCUAUGACCAAAUGGAAGAAUUGCGUUGGUCCAAAUAUAGAGAGUAAGGUGCUGGAUAUGGUGGCUGGGUCUGACCAUAUGUCUGCUGAAAAUUAUGGUGGGGGAAGAGUGAAGGUGACAACAUCAUGUGGAGACCAUCGGGUUGAUCUUGGACUACACCAAUGCAGUUGCAGAUCUUGGCAAAUGACAGGGAUCCCUUGUUCCCAUGCUUGUGCUGCCAUCAAGAUUGUGCACGGCAAUGUUUAUGAUUAUAUUGAUAAUUGCUAUAAAAAGUCAUCACAAGAAAAGAUCUAUGCUCGCAGUAUGAUUCCUGUGGUAACAACAUACAUGCCUCACCCAAAUGACUACUAUAGAAUAGAAAAUGUUAGUGAGCAAGUUUUCUUGCUACCUCCCAUGACAUCCCGACCACCAGGAAGGCCAAAAGUAAACAGGGAUGAAUCACAGUUCCAGAACAAAUGGAUAUACCACUGUGGAAGAUGCCACCAGCCUGGACACACAAGGAGGAAUUGCAGAAAUCCUAACCCAUCAUGA